Molecule: messenger RNA, 8332 nt
Organism: Ctenocephalides felis (cat flea)
Lineage: Eukaryota; Metazoa; Arthropoda; Insecta; Siphonaptera; Pulicidae
Product: endoribonuclease Dcr-1-like
Exons: 39
Coding region: 171-8138 (2655 amino acids)
Biological process (GO): siRNA processing; pre-miRNA processing; apoptotic DNA fragmentation
Cellular component (GO): RISC complex; nucleus; cytoplasm
Molecular function (GO): ribonuclease III activity; RNA helicase activity; ATP binding
Source: RefSeq, a predicted model, not a curated record
UAAUAACUUGCACGUGUAAAUUCACGUUCUUUAUAAUUAAUAUGACCAUUGGCCCAUACUUCUCAUUUAGCAAAUACAUUGUUGGUGUAUGUUGUUGUUAGACAUAAAUGUAAAUUCCAAUGUGAACGUUUUUAAGUAAUUGUAUAUAGUUUUUACAUAUUUAUUCCAAAAUGGAUAUGCGUGAUAUAUUUGUGAAAUUAGUGAAGGGCGCUAAGUUCACUAAAAAAAGAACCAAUUCUAAUUCACAUAUGUCUCGAACUCAGGUCACAAAAGUUGAACCUAAGACGGCAGUAAAGUCAGAACCGGUAGAAAGUGCCGAAAGGCCGGAUUCAACAAAUUGCAUAGAUGAAGAAAAUAGUGACAGGACCAUUUCUUUAUUGGGUUCUAUUUCAGCAACUGAAAACGGUAAUAUCAUGAGACGUAAAAGGAAAAGGAAGGUAAUAACCGAAGAACUGCAGGACAAAUUGAAGCAAGAAGAGAUUAAUCAUUACAGAAAUUUAAAUCUUAUAAGUGUGGUUGGAAGAAAUGUUCCAGCUCCCAUUAAGUGUUUUGAAGAAUUGAAAUCAACGUAUAAUGUUGACUCAUUGCUUAUGCAAAAUUUGCAAAGCUGUGGAUAUGAUGAUCCGACAGCUGUACAAAAGCAAGCAAUGACGGCUAUGCUUGAGAAACGACAAAUUCUGUGUUGUGCUCCUACAGGGUCCGGAAAAACUAUGGCCUUUAUGUUGCCUCUUCUAAAUCAUUUAGGAAGAGCUGAAAAACGGGGUUUUAGGGCUGUGAUUCUUUGUCCAACCCGAGAGUUAGCAAAACAAAUAUUAAGAGAAUGUUUACGUCUCAGUGAUGGUACUUCUCUUAAACCUCAUUUUAUUUACAAAGCCCAGCAGGAAGCAAAAAGAUACAGUGCUAAAACAUUCAUGAAGUUUGAUCUAUUGAUUACAACACCUAAAAGACUUUGUUUCAUGUUGAACCAAGAUCCGGUCUUAAUUUCCUUGGAAAAUGUUGAGUGGUUAGUAAUCGAUGAAGCGGAUAAGUUAUUUGAGACUGGUAUUCGAAGUUUCCGAGACCAAUUAGAUAAGAUUCUCUUAGCAUGUUCUAAUAAAAAUAGAAAAAUAGCCCUGUUUAGUGCCACUCAAACUCCAGCUAUUUCCAAAUGGGCCAGGCACAAUAUGAAAGGUCUCAUUAAUAUCACAAUCGGACAAAGAAAUUCAGCUGCUGAUACAGUUGACCAAGAGCUACUUUUUGUAGGUGAUGAGAGUGGAAAAUUAUUAGCAGUUCGAGAUUUGAUAAGAAAAGGCAUCAAGCCACCAGUAUUGGUAUUUGUACAAAGUAAAGAACGUGCUCAGGAGCUUUUUACUGAACUUAUCUAUGACGGGAUAAAUGUAGAUGUUAUCCAUGCUGACAGGACGGAGACACAAAGAGAUAACACAGUGCGUGCAUUUAGGGAAGGUCGUGUAUGGGUCCUGAUAUGUACCGAAUUGAUGGGUCGAGGAGUAGAUUUUAGUGGGGUCAAUUUGGUACUGAAUUAUGAUUUUCCUACUUCGGCCAUCUCUUAUAUUCAUCGUAUUGGUCGUACAGGCAGAGCUGGUCAGAGAGGAAAAGCUAUUACAUUUUAUACUCAAAAUGAUGUUGUUAACUUAAGAAGCAUAGCACGAGUUUUACAAUCAUCAGGUUGCAAAGUUCCAGAGUAUAUGUUAACACUUAAAAAGACUUCAAAGAAAAAUAAAAAAUUGUUAAAAACAUCUGCACCAAAGAGAGACGGAAUUCUUACCAUUCCAAAUUAUGAAAAAACUAAAAUUAAGAGGAAAAGGCAGCGUUUAGAAAAAGCAAAAUUAGAAAUAGUUGGAGUUUCAUCAUCAGAUGAGGAAACUUUAUCCAAACCCAGGAGGCCCAUGAAAAGACCAAAAAGUAGCAAAAAUUUAUCAGCAAAAGGCAAAGAACAAAGUCAAAGUUUUAAGCACAAAAAAAUCCAGAAGAAAAAUACCGACGAUCAAACUAAGCACCAAAAUAAUAAUGGUUGUGGUUUUGAGCAAUCCUUUUGGUGUAUUAAAAUGGCGUUCCACUGGGUUGAAAACGUUAAUACAGCAUCCUUUACGCCUAGAGAAUACCAAGUUGAGUUAAUAGAUGCUGCCAGAGACCGUAACAUUAUUAUGUGUCUUGCUCAAAACUCUGCUCGUGAUUUUAUAGCUUUAAAGAUAAUACAAGAACAUGCGAAUGAACUGAGAAGUGAUGUAUUACAUAUGAGGAAAAAGAGCGUAUAUUUGGUAGAUGAAGUAAGAGUGGAAUCAGUAGCUACUAUGCUGAAAUAUCUUACUGAUUUAGAUGUUGGUCUAGUAAAAAAUCCAUCUGACUUGGAUCAUCUUGAAGAAACAGUUCAGGUUUUAGUAACUACACCAUCUAAUUAUGCAAAUGCUUUAAUAUGUAGUUAUAUAGAUUUUCGUUCUGUAAAUGUAAUGAUUGUGGAAAAUUGCCAUAAUGUUGUUAAGGAAGACAAUGAAUUAAAGCAGGUUAUGGAUUAUAUUCGAAGUGAAUUUUCAAAUUCUUUGAAUACACGCAUUGUGGCAAUGACUGGGCCAUUGUAUUCAUGCAAAUGCUUUGGAGGAUUUCUUUCUGCCACUGUACAGAAUAUUGAAAAACUUAUGUUGUGUGAAGUAGAGACUGCUAGUGAUAUUGUUUCUUCCUUGAGGUACAGCACUCAGCCAGCACAACUAUUAAUAGAAUGCCAUGAACCUAUCAGCCAUGAGUUAGAUCUAGUGUUGAGGAAGCAUGUGAAUGAUGUCAGAAGUUUUCUAGCAGAUCAUAGAUUUGCACCAUACGAAAUCUAUGAUGAGGAAUAUAUAGAUGAAUUGAAUGCUAUGUGUGAUCCAAAAGAGGAACCAAAUAGGAUCCUGGACGAAUUUAUUACAACAUUAGAUGAGUUUGGUGUAUGGUGUGCUGAUAAAGCUGCAUAUAACUAUUUAGUUUAUUUACAAAAGCAAAAGUUGAAAACACCUUAUGAACGUCACUACUUGCUUUUGUCGCUGGUUGAAACUUUACUAGUAAAAAUCCGUUGUAUAUGUGACUAUGAGCUAUCUAAAUACAAUGAAAUUGACAGAAUAAUAAAAUAUUCCACACCAAAAGUUUUGCGGUUAAUGUCUGUUAUUAGAUCAUUCAAAUCGGAAACAAGUUCGUCUUGCUUAGAAACCAAUAUUCAGGCAUUAAAUGAGUGUAAUUUUAAAUCACUAAGUGAUCAAAUAGUGAAAAAGUGUGAAGAAUUAUCGAGCGAUAAUAAUGAAGUAGAGAAAUUAAUAAAUAAUUUUAAGGAUAUGAUCAACGUUAGUGAUGACCUUCAAGAUAAAGUUACCAAUAUUGAAGAAUUUGAUUGUUCAAAAGACUCUGGUCAAGGCUCUAGUUUGAGUAGUAAUUUAGCAAUUGAUAGAAGCUCAAGCAAUACCAUUAAUAACUCCCCCAAAUUUAAUAAGCAGAACAAACCAGAUCAACAUUUGCGUAAACAGCGAACGAGUAAACGAAAUUCAAAUGUAGGUCACAGAGGCCCAAGGUCUAAUUAUUACCAAUUGGAUCCAGAUGCCUUGUGCGGUAUAAUAAUAGUUGAAAGUAAAUGCAUGGCAAAAAUUUUAUUCGCCUUGUUAUGUGAACUAACUCGACAUCAUCCAGAUUAUGAGUUUCUAAAUGUUCAGUUCACAGCUGAAAAAUCAGCGGAUCCAAUUUUAGAUCCGAAAGAUGCUGAUGCUGAAAGCAGAGUGCAAGAAGACGUUCUAAGAAGAUUUAGAAUGCACGAAUGUAAUUUGUUAAUAGGCACUGCCAUGUUAGAACACGGCAUAGAUAUGCCACGCUGCAACUUGGUUCUUCAUUGGAAUGUGCCAAAUUCUUUCAGUAGUUUUGCUCAUAGCAAAGGCCGAGCAAGAGCGUCUAGUGCUUUGCAUGCAUUUUUGGUUACAAGUUCUUCCACAGAUUCAGCUGUUUGUAAACUUGCAGAAUACUGUGAAGUUGAACAAGUACUUCUUUCCAAAUGUAACAAUAUGGAACCUUCUGAAUGUGAUGAGAAAUAUGCAGACAGAUUUACAAAUUGUAUAAAAUCUUAUCAGCCUUCAUGUGAUGAAAAUAGUGCUAGUGUUAAUUUAUUGUCAUCUAUUGCAUUGGUUAAUAGAUAUUGUGCCAAGCUGCCAAGUGACACAUUUACGCGUUUAGCUCCUUUGUGGAAAUUAUAUGAAUUAAAUAGAAAUGGCAGAAUCUUGUUUCAGUGUGUUGUGAGAUUACCAAUUAACUCGCCCAUCAAGAAGGAUAUUAUAGGCUGUCCGGUACCAUCAAAAAUAUUAGCACGUCGUAUAGCAGCUUUUCAAACAUGUGUUGAAUUGCAUAAAGGUGGUGAAUUAGAUGAUAAUCUUCAACCCUUGGGUAAAGAAUGUUUAAAGGUGCAAGAAGAACUACAUCUGCUUGAUUUUUUUGAUGAAGAUGCUUGCAAUACUGAUACUUUGGAACCAAGACCUGGCACCACUAAAAGAAGACAGUAUUACUUUAAAAAAAUUGCUGACGCUUUAUGUGAAUGUAAACCUAUCGAAGGAGAACCUUGUCAUUUUUAUGAAAUCCAUAUGCAUUUAACUUGCCCUUUACCUGAUGAGCACAACACUCGAGGUCGUCAGAUUUAUGAUCCUGAAGAUUCUCCAAAUGGUUUUGGAAUCCUAACUAGAAAGUUCAUGCCUAAGAUUGGUAGCUUUCCUAUCUUUACCAGAUCAGGUGAAGUGAGUGUCUCAAUAAAUUUGAUCCAAUCUUCAAUUAUCAUAACAAAGAAAAGAAUGGAGAUGAUUUACAAAUUUAUUAAUUACACCUUUACAAAAGUGCUGAAAUUACAAAAAUUAUUUAUGAUUUUUGACCCUGAUAUUUCUAACCACUCUUAUUUUAUAGUGCCUACUCUUAAAGUUGAUCAAACAAUCCAAGUAGACUGGAAUUUUUUAGAAGUUAUUCAUGCAGAAGAGUAUUCCAAGCAAAUACUUGCACAUAAUUGUGCGGACACUACAGUGACACCUACUGAACCAAAAAACGAAUAUAUAUUCGAUCCUGAGAAGUUUCGAGAUGCAGUUGUGAUGCCAUGGUACAGGAAUCAGGAUACGCCUCAAUAUUUUUAUGUUGCUGAGAUUUGCAAAGAUCUAAAUCCUUUAUCACCAUUUCCUGGAUCAAAUUUUAAAUGCUUUGAGCAUUAUUACCGGUCAAAAUAUAAUAUAAAAGUUGGAAAUCUUUCACAGCCUCUCUUAGAUGUAGAUCACACUUCAGGAAGAUUAAAUUUCUUAACACCCAGGUAUGUUAAUCGUAAAGGAAUUGCAUUGCCAACUAGCUCUGAGGAGACAAAGCGAGCAAAACGUGAAGACCUCAGUAAUAAACAAAUUUUGAUACCUGAACUAUGUACAGUUCAUGCCUUUCCGGGUGCUUUGUGGCGGGCCGCAGUUUGUUUACCAUGUACACUAUAUCGUGUCAAUGGUCUUUUGGUUGCUGACCAAAUUAGAGCUGAGGUAGCAAAGGACAUAGGCCUGGGCACUAAACAAUUAGCAGAAAGUUCAGAGUGGCCAAAAUUAGAUUUUGGCUGGAGUCUAGCUGAAGUAUAUAGCAAAUCAAAAAACAAAAUUAACAAUCCGAUUGUGGAAUCAGUGAAAGUAGAUCCUAUAGAAAUAGUGGAUGCAUUAAACUCAAAGUCAAUAGAACUGCUUAAUGAAAAAUCUGAAGAAGUUGCACUGAUCAAUGAUAAUCCUGAUGAGAAUCAACUAGAAAUUGGCCUAUGGUCUAAUGAUAUGGCACCACUGGAUAAUGAGACAAAUUAUAAUGCAGUCGAAGGUGUAAGAUUUAGUUCACCUACACAGUGGAAUUCAAAUAGCAAUCGUGAUCCUUCAGAAAUAUAUAGUGAUAGUGAUUGUGAUGGUUCCUUUGACAAUUAUUCUGAUGAUGAUGAUGAUGAAUGUGAUGGAUCUGCAGCUGAUACAGGUCGACUACACAUUGAAUUUCAAAGUGACAAUCUUGCUGAGGCGAUUGAUAAUGAUUCUCACAAUCGAAAUCUUCCAUUAUUUAUGUCCCAGAACAAUGAUAAUGUGGAAUUAGAUUGGAAAAUUUCUGAUAUUGAUCCUGUUUUAAAAACAGAGUUUGUACAGCAAUAUAAUGACAGAAUUAAAAAAAUAAGAGAAAAUAUUAUCAACAAUGGCUCUUUGAUUAGAAGUGAAGUCGAAGUUCCAACAAGAAAAAUGUUGUUAAAGAACCAAGUACCAAAGUUUAGUGAAUCAAAUUCGCAUUUUAUGCAUGAACUGAUUUAUUGUCAAUCUUCUACAAAUCUGGGAAAUCAAAUCUCUAUUGAAGAAUUAAUUGAAUUGAAUGAGAUUUAUGUGAAAGAACAUGGUGAGGAUUCUAAGAGGCUCAUAAAUAAUGCAGAUCAUUAUGAAGGGAUUGAUAUGGAUAAAGUGUUCUCAAAUUUGGAUAAGAAUAAAAACAAAAAAGUAAUCAAACCCCAUGAAACUGAUUUUAAAUUCAGUUUUGAUUAUCAACCGGAUCUUGAAAAACACCCAGGACCCAGCCCAAGUUUAAUUUUGCAAGCAUUAACAAUGUCAAAUGCUAAUGAUGGUAUUAAUUUAGAAAGAUUAGAGACCAUAGGUGAUUCCUUUCUAAAGUAUGCUAUAACAACUUACUUAUAUUGCACAUAUGACAACAUACACGAAGGAAAACUUAGCCAUUUACGAUCUCUACAGGUUAGCAACUUACACUUGUACAGAUUAGGAUAUAAAAAAAAUUUAGGAGAAAGUAUGAUAGCCACAAAGUUCGAACCACAUGAUAACUGGUUGCCUCCAUGCUUUCAUGUACCAAAGGAUUUGGAAGAUGUUUUAACGGAAGCAAACAUUCCUGCAUCAUUAUGGGAUAUGGUAAAUGUACCUUUAAGUCUUUCUUUGCCUAAAGAUGAAUUGGUGAAACAGGUUCGAAGGCGCGCUAUAGAAUUAGGAUUGCUAGUGGAAAGUACUGAUGAAAUGAAUGAAGGUUCCGAGUUAAAACGUGUUUUAACAGAAUCAGAUUGUGGGCCUAGUGGUAUGAUUCCCUACAAUCUGAUAACUCAACAUAGUAUACCUGAUAAAUCAAUAGCAGAUUGUGUUGAGGCACUUAUUGGUGCAUAUCUCAUUGAAUGUGGGCCACGUGGUGCACUGUUGUUUAUGUCUUGGCUUGGUAUUAAAGUUCUUCCUUUAUAUGAAAAACCUUGCACGGAACAAGAAGCGAAACAAGUUAUUAAUGAGAAUAUUGACAGGAAUGCCGGAUAUUUAAAACCACCGUUUUAUGGUAACAUUGUAAUACCACCUUCACCUUUAGUUAAAAAAAUAAAAUAUCCUGAGCAAUGCCUUGAAAAUCUUCUUAUUGGCUAUGAUGUUUUGGAGGAACAUCUGGGCUAUAAGUUCAAAGAUAGAUCUUACUUGCUACAGGCGAUGACCCAUGCUUCGUAUUCGCCUAAUAGGCUUACUGAUUGUUAUCAACGUUUAGAAUUUCUUGGUGAUGCAGUUUUAGAUUAUUUAAUAACACGGCACUUAUAUGAUGCUCCCCAAAAACACUCACCUGGGGCUUUAACUGAUCUGCGCAGUGCUCUAGUCAACAAUAUUAUAUUUGCUUCUCUUGCGGUUCGGCAUGGUUUUCAUCGCUAUUUUCUACAUCGUUCACCAGGUUUACAUGAGGUAAUUGCUAGAUUUGUUGCUGUACAAGAAGCCAGCGGUCAUGCAAUUACAGAAGAGUAUUAUUUAAUGGAAGAAGAUGAAUGCGAAGCAGUUGAAGAUGUUGAAAUACCAAAAGCACUUGGUGACUUAUUUGAAAGUGUAGCCGGGGCCAUAUUUCUUGACUCCGGCAUGAGUUUAGAUGCUGUGUGGCGUGUUUACUAUACUAUGAUGCAGAACGAACUAACACAAUUUGGGAACAGUGUACCUAAAAGCCCUAUUAGAGAAUUGCUGGAGAUGGAACCUGAAACUGCUAAGUUUGGGAAACCAGAAAAAUUAGCAGAUGGUCGACGGGUAAGGGUUACUGUGGAAGUAUUUGGUAAAGGAACAUUCAAAGGAAUAGGUAGAAAUUAUAGGAUUGCAAAAUGUACCGCUGCAAAAUGUGCAUUAAAAAAGCUAAAAGCACGAAAUAAACAGACAUGACUGUCAAAGAAAUAAAAGGGAGACCUAUACAUUUUACCAUGUGAAUUUAAGACUGCCAUGGUAAAUUGUGUAUUAAUGCCAAUUAUUUAAUUGUAAGUAUAUUGAAAGAAAAAUAGCGAAAUUUGGUUUAAUAUAAAACGGCUUGAGCGUUUGUUAUAGUAUAACUACUAUAUAAGUAAAGUAUAAAUUUUCAA